Rhagoletis zephyria (snowberry fruit fly) is the source of this 555-nucleotide messenger RNA. RefSeq names its product translation initiation factor IF-2-like. The record is from RefSeq and is a predicted model, not a curated record. Lineage: Eukaryota; Metazoa; Arthropoda; Insecta; Diptera; Tephritidae.
AUGUCUCUUGGGCCGCAAACCCACUGGGUGGAGGGCACCCCACAUCAUAAUCCAGUACCCAAACCGUACGGAAGGCUCAGCUACAGAGCCCCAUCACCACCUACGAGCACCAAUCUCGCCAAACGACAACCAGCACCAUCCACAGCAGCCGCAAUCAAGCUACCCCAUCCGGCUAUAGUUGCCGCCACCACAGCAGCGCCCAUACAACGGCGUAACACGGGUGCGCAACACCAGCAACCACCAGAGAGCGGUGCAUCAACCGGGGAGCACCCGAACACACCAGCACCCCGCCUAGCAACCCCGACAACAAUCGGCACCAACAAGAACCACGGCUGCUACAGCAGCAGCUACAACUACAACACCAACAACAGGGGUAAGCACCAGGGUAACCAGCGCGCCAGAGCGCCAGCGACCGCGCAAAGAGCGGUAACACCAGCGAACCGCCCAAAGAGCGGCGGCACUAACCGCAAAAGCGUUAACCAGCAACGACAACACCAACAACAGGGAUUUAUGUUCUUUGGUUUGACCUUGAAGAAUAUGCGCAUGCGUCUAUGA